AUGGCAUCCACAUGCAUGCAGAUCUUCGCCUUCAUCCUGGCGCUGUUGGGCAUCAUGGGGGCCAUGGUGGCCACACUGCUGCCCAAUUGGAAGGUGAGUGCCGACGUGGGCUCCAACAUCAUCACAGCCAUCUCCCAGAUGCAGGGGCUGUGGAUGGACUGCACCUGGUACAGCACCGGCAUGUUCAGCUGCACCUUGAAGUACUCGGUGCUGUCGCUGCCCGCCUACCUGCAGACUGCCCGCACCACCAUGGUGCUGUCCUGUGUGAUGGCUGCCAUGGGCCUGUGCCUGGCAUCCCUGGGGCUCAAAUGUACCCGCUGGGGGGGCGGCCGGCGCUCCAAGAGGCACGCGGCCAUCGCCAGCGGGGGCUGCUUCAUCGCCGCCGGCUUCCUGUGCCUGGUGCCCGCUUCCUGGUUCACCAACGAGGUCAUCACUAACUUCCUGGACCGCAGCGUGCACGAGAGCAAUAAGUUUGAGCCCGGGGGGGCCGUGUACGUGGCCUUCCUGUCGGCAGGCUUCCUCUUCGUGGGGGGGUCCAUCUUCUGCGUGUCUUGCUCGGGGAAGAGGCCCGGUCACCAGGACAUGAUCUUACUGCCCCCCCCCAACAAACUCAUACUGCAGCAGCAACAGCAGCUCCUACAGCAACAGCAGCAGGACCAGCACCAGUACUGCUCCCUCUCCCCACUAGACAAUAAGACAGGCUACAGCCUGCAGGACUAUGUGUAG
Messenger RNA from Salvelinus namaycush (lake trout), 726 nucleotides. Its product is annotated as claudin-20-like. The transcript has a single exon. Gene Ontology annotation, biological process: bicellular tight junction assembly; cell adhesion. Gene Ontology annotation, cellular component: plasma membrane; bicellular tight junction. Lineage: Eukaryota; Metazoa; Chordata; Actinopteri; Salmoniformes; Salmonidae. The record is from RefSeq and is a predicted model, not a curated record. Gene Ontology annotation, molecular function: structural molecule activity. The coding region runs from base 1 to 726 and encodes 241 amino acids.